Tachysurus vachellii is the source of this 2736-nucleotide messenger RNA. RefSeq lists its product as uncharacterized. Bases 63 to 695 code for a protein of 210 amino acids. The transcript is spliced from 4 exons. NCBI's taxonomy places the organism in Eukaryota, Metazoa, Chordata, Actinopteri, Siluriformes, Bagridae. The record is from RefSeq and is a predicted model, not a curated record.
AGAGUGGAGAAAUGCUUGCCAGUAUAAAUAACAUUAUUUAAAUAAGACGCAAGAAAAGCAAUAUGGCUCCAGUAUGUUACAAAAGGUACCUCAUUGACGACGAAGCACCCGUUCCAGAAAGAACAAAGAGAAGACGUAAACGAAAGGAAAUUUCUGAAGAUAUGGGUGAUGAAGAAGCUGUGGCCUCUUCUUCUACAACUCAGUAUCUCACCCAAGAGGACAAUCAAGAUGACCCGGUGUCUACUGCUUCUGAUGACACCAUGAACCAACCCAUAUCUGGCCCUAGCUCUUCACCUGGGGAGCCAGUAGAGGAACAUCUAGAAGACCCCACAAGUCCAACUUUAGACCAGAAACCAACAAAAGAACAGGUGGAACUUCUGCUGCUGGCAUUAAAACUCAAACACGGAUUAACAAAUAGAGCCUUGGAGGACAUCAUGCAUCUUAUCAACUUUAGUGCUGGUCCUGGUGGGGAAUUGGUUAGUCGCUCAAAGUACCUUUUCUACAAAGCAUUUGAUUCAGUGAAAGACAUAUUAGAAGUACAUUAUGUGUGCAAGAGUUGCAACGUAAGCAUGCAGGAAGGUCCCUUUAAUGUCAAGUGCCCAGUCUGUGACCAGGACACAUCAAAAGCGCAUGCACAAAGAAGACCAGUGUUUUUUGUACUUGCCACUACAAAACCAAAUAAAAAAACUGCUUGAGGACCACCAAUUAGGGAAACACCUGAAACACCGUUUUGAGAAGAAGGAUGCCUCCAUCAAAGAUAUUUACGAUGGACAUUUAUACAAAAAACUAUCACCCCUUGCAUCACCAGACAACAUAUCACUGACUUUUAACUGUGAUGGAGUGCCAGUGCACAAAUCAAACACACAAAGUUUGUGGCCAAUUUUGUGUACUGUUAAUGAACUCCCAAUACAACUACGUGCAAAACAUGUUAUGCUUUGUGGCCUGUGGUUUGGUCAAAACAAACCAAAUAUGAACACCUACAUGAAACCAUUUGUCGAUGAAUGCAUAGAGUUGUACUCUAAUGGUCUUAUAUGGCAAAGUGAAAGUGGGGAAGUUGUCACAAGUAAAGUACUGCUUACUACCAUGGUGGCAGAUUCAGUUGCUCGGCCACUGAUUCAGAACUUUAAACAGUUUAAUGGAGAGUUUGGGUGUUCUUUUUGUAUGCAGAAAGGAACAGGUGUGUUAAAACGCAGGGGGCGUGUAAGGGCUUAUCCAUAUGAAAAAGCAGAGUUGAGGAAUCCCUCCCAGACUGAUGAUCUGGUAGAAGAGGCUCUUAAUGGAAACCCCACUAAGGGAGUGAAAGGGCCUAGUAUUUUGUCUUGUCUACCUGAUUUUAAUAUUAUUGAUGGCUGUGUUCCAGAUUAUAUGCACAGUGUGCUGCUGGGUGUAGCAAGAAGCAUCACCACGCUGUGGUUUCAUUCUGAGAACAACCAAUCGCCAUGGUAUAUCGGACGCUCAACAGAACAGAUUGAUGACAUUUUAACUUCAAUUAAACCACCCUGUAAUGUUUCCCGCGUCCCCCGCUCGGUGAAAGAGAAAAAGUUCUGGAAGGCACACGAGUGGAACAUGUGGUUGUUUUAUUACAGCAUACCAACAUUGAAAGGGGUCUUACCUGAAAAAUAUCUGAAGCACUGGUUUAAGUUGGUAAAGGGGGUUUCUCUUCUACUCGGUGAGAAUAUAUCACCACUGCACAUAUCAGAAUCUGAGGGGUUGCUAACAGAGUUUGUUCAGGAAAUGGAGACCCUUUAUGGGAUCAAUAAUGUCACUUUCAAUGUACAUUUGUGCCUUCAUCUGCCCAAUACUGUGAGGAACUGGGGUCCCCUCUGGGCACAGUCUGCUUUUGUGUUUGAGUCAUACAAUGGGAUCAUUUUAGAUAUGAUAAAGAGUAGCCAGGGAGUUUCUCUGCAGAUAAUGCAAACAGUUUGGCUACAGGUUGCAUUUCCAUCAUUUUCCCAAAAAACCAUGGUGGCAGCUUCUGAUGAUUACUUGGCUCUCUUAGAGUCUUUUUCAGUUGAGAAAAAAAUGGUGCAGGAAGUAAGUCGCUCUCAUGGUGUUACAUCUCUGGGUAGGCCUAAAAUUUGUAUGAUCAGAAAUGAUGAUUUUCUGGCCUUGAACAGCAUCAGCAACCUAGGAAAUAGAGUCACUGUGAAGUAUUUUUGCAGAGUAGUGGUUAAUGGUGAAAUAGUUCAUUCACAAAACUACUCGCGUACUUUUCGGAGAAACUCGUACACUGUCAUUCUUUCUGAUCGAGAGGAAAGUAUUUUCUCUGUGAAGACCUUCAUUGUCUGUGAUCUGGGGCAGGGGGAGACAUGUUAUGCAGUGGGGAAGUACUACCAAAAAGUGAAACAGGACAUCUGCGGUCAAUUCAAGAACCCUUGUUAUUUCAUCCCUGUAAGGAAAACUCUGGGUCCUUUAGUUGCUAUACAAGCAUCUCAGAUAAAAGAAAAGUGUCUGUUCAUUAAAACUGUGAACAAACAUGUUGACAUUGUCUUCAAAUUCAUUAACCACAGUGAAAUGCUCCGAUAGAUGGGAUGAGGAUGAUGAUGAUGAUUACUUGAAUGUAUGUUCUAUGUACUUUUUUUGCUACAUUUAGACUGUAAUGACCUUUCAGCCAUAUUCAUCUAGAAACUGCAUUAACAGAAAACAUUGCGUUUGCAUUGCAUUUGGUGGAUGUAACGGUGAAUGUGUGGAUGUGUAUGGGCUGUAAUGUGAAUCUGGAAGUGACUUGAAAUUGAA